Messenger RNA from Equus caballus (horse), 3533 nucleotides. It is a transcript of the gene NMBR, whose product is annotated as neuromedin B receptor. Gene Ontology annotation, biological process: bombesin receptor signaling pathway. Gene Ontology annotation, cellular component: plasma membrane. Gene Ontology annotation, molecular function: bombesin receptor activity. The record is from RefSeq and is a predicted model, not a curated record. NCBI's taxonomy places the organism in Eukaryota, Metazoa, Chordata, Mammalia, Perissodactyla, Equidae.
GUGGGGAGGGAGUUCCAUUCAUUUCCUUCAUCCUUUGUCACCUGUUCUCUUUCCUAAAUUCAGUGAUACAGCAUCACUCGCCAGCACCACCACCCAGUCCUCAGAGGUUCACAAAACUUCUUGUCUGGGGCUCCUCCCGCUCGGAGGCGGGUAGGAUGGAUGUAUAUAGGGACGCAGUGUGAGAGAGAGGACUCAGAUCCCCUCCAAUUCCACACAAGACAACAAGAGCUGCAUGAAACACGAGCAAAGCUGUGGGACGAGGGAAGUGCCAGCCGCCCCAUGCUGGUUCCCGGUGUUUCAGCUGGCGUUCGCUGGACAGCGCCAGGAUGACUUCCUCCCCUCCCAGCGAACGGUCGGGCAGGAGGGCUAUUCUCUGCUAACUACAACCAAGAACAAACCAUUGGAGACUGGAACAAAGACGCAACUGCUGUGCCUUUUUAUUUUAUUUUAUUUUAUUUUUAAUUCGGAGGCAGCAGGAGCCAAUGUGUCCCUUCUAGGAGUGAAGCUCCGGGGCGUGUGGACAGACAGACUUCCCUCCUGGCCCUGUCCUCCCCGGGACGCAGCGGUGUGUCUCAUCCCCCACGGCAGUAAACUUGUGCCGGCGGGAGGGAGGUCGAUGAAGCCCGAGUCCUGCGCCUUGCACUUUUCAGACCACCUGGGCGCAUGAAAACUCCAGCGGACUCUCCCGGAAAGGAGACCAUGCCCCCCAACUCUCUUUCCAACCUCUCCCAGACCGCGGGAGCGAAUCAGAGCAGCUUCAUCCCCGGGGUGUCCGAAGGGGAUUUCCUGCAGGUCCCGGACCGGACCACCGCUGAACUGGUGCUCCGCUGUGUGAUCCCGUCCCUCUACCUGCUCAUCAUCUCGGUGGGCUUGCUGGGCAACAUCGUGCUGGUGAAGAUCUUCAUCACCAACAGCGCCAUGAGGAGCGUCCCCAACAUCUUCAUCUCUAACCUGGCCUUCGGGGACGUGCUGCUGCUGCUCACCUGCGUCCCGGUGGACGCCUCCCGCUACUUCUUCGACGAGUGGAUGUUCGGUAAGGUGGGCUGCAAGCUGAUUCCGGUCAUCCAGCUCACCUCCGUGGGGGUGUCCGUGUUCACGCUCACUGCCCUCAGCGCCGACAGGUACAGAGCCAUUGUAAACCCCAUGGACAUCCAGACAUCAGGGGCAGUGCUGUGGACCUGUGUGAAGGCUGUGGCCAUCUGGGUCAUCUCCGUGCUGUUGGCGGUUCCUGAAGCUGUGUUUUCUGAAGUGGCACACAUUGGUAGCUUGGAAAAUGGCAGCUUCACAGCGUGUAUACCCUACCCUCAGACGGAUGAAUUACAUCCAAAGAUUCAUUCAGUGCUCAUCUUCUUGGUCUAUUUCCUCAUACCACUUACUAUUAUUAGCAUUUACUAUUAUCAUAUUGCAAAGACUUUAAUCAAAAGUGCACAUAAUCUUCCUGGAGAAUAUAACGAACAUACCAAAAAACAGAUGGAAACACGGAAACGCCUGGCUAAAAUUGUGCUGGUCUUUGUGGGCUGCUUUGUCUUCUGUUGGUUUCCAAAUCAUGUCCUCUACAUGUAUAGGUCUUUCAACUAUAAUGAGAUUGACCCAUCUCUAGGCCACAUGAUUGUCACUUUAGUUGCCCGGGUUCUGAGCUUUUGCAAUUCUUGUGUCAACCCAUUUGCUCUUUAUCUGCUCAGUGAAAGCUUCAGGAGGCAUUUCAAUAGCCAGCUCUGUUGCGGGAGGAUGUCCUAUCCAGAGAGAUCAACCAGCUAUGUGCUCAGCUCUUCUGCAGUGCGUAUGACAUCUCUGAAAAGCAAUGUUAAGAAUGUGGUGACCAAUUCUGUUUCACUAAAUGGACACAGCAUGAAGCAGGAAAUGGCACUGUGAUUUUGCCAUUCAACUCACUACCUGGAAAGAACUUACUCACCUUUCUAUCUCUACUGAGCAGAGCAGAAGUAAACAAUUUUCUCAUGCUUACUAUUACUCAGCUAAUUCGUAGACGAUUUCAUGACUGACUCAGAAAAGACAAGGCAAACAUACCUAGAGUUUUUCUCUGACCAGGACUUUCCAUUAAAAAAUAUACGUUGUUCACAUUAAAAGUGAUUCAAAAGGCAAUUCUAUAUGUGUAUAAAUCAAUAUUGCUUCUGGAUUUCAGCUGUUGCUAGAGCCAUCUCUAACAUUUUUAUCUUAAAUUUGUUUUAUCUUGAAGCAGGUAAUAAAUUCCUAUAUUGACUCAUUGAUUCAGUGAAGGUAAUAUUCAGACUUCUAUUAUUUGAAAUACAAGUCAUAUUUUCCUGGUGAAUUUAUCAUAACUAAUGCAUGUAUAUAUCUCUUUUGUUUGAAUAAAAUAAUAGAAAAUUCAAAAGGUGAAGCUUAAGCACAAGUCAAUAAUAUUUAUUGUGAUCCUUUGAGUGAUUGGUCAUAAUUUAUAGAAAUAGCUUGUGUCUGUAACUUCUAGGUAUGUGAUUAAAAGAUAUGAUGGCAUUUGUAUUGUUCAUAGUAAAAUAGACAUCGUGUGAUUUACAUUAUUAAUGUGAAAUAGGUAUAUCCUAUGUCCCAAAUUGUGAAACUGUGACUCAGAAAUUGGCAUGGCUAUCUUUGUGUACAUUGCUAAAUCUCUGAUAUUUGGAUGAUUCUGUAUAGAUACGACACGAUUUGUGCACUUCUGCUGAGUUCACCAUUUGCUCAUCUUCUCUCGCCACAGCCACCUGAAGAGAGUCUGGAAUCUCACUCAGGCCAGUGUACUCUGCAGAGUAUUUCAGUGUCCUCUGAAGAAGUGUCUUGGAUUUUUUUUUUUUUUUGGCCAAAAUGCAAACAUGGUCUUGAUUAUAUUUUAAAAGCUAUCCCUUCAUAAGCUGGUAUCAGUAAGUCUAACAUUUGGAUGAAUAUAUUCUGUACUAUUUUUCUUUCUAAAUUGCUGAGCGGAAAACUCUGUUAACACACCAAGCUCUUUCUUAAACACCCCUAACCCAUACCAUUUAAGAUGUGAAAUACUCAAUAAUAUAUAGCAAUGGGAAAAAUAAACACAAGCAGAUUGCUUAUGAUAGUUAAUAAUAAUGAUAAUGCACACUAAUCGAGUGUUUUCCGUGUUCUGGCUUUACGUAGAUUCUCUAAUUUAACCCCAAUAAGAUCCCUGAGGUGAAAGAGAGGGAUUCAGUUUUGGUGGGGUAUGAAGUUACACAAUUUGGGGGAUGUCUCUAUUAAAAACUAUACAACUUUGCAAAUUUUACCAGAAUAUAUGAUCAUAAGAACACAUUGCCAGUCCCUCUGAACUAUCUGCUGCUAUUGUCUUUAUUUUACAGAUUAGGGAUAUGAGGCUCAGAAAUACCAAGAAACUUAAAGAGGAUUACACAACCCUGUGGGAAAAGUGAGAUUUAAAACAGGCUACCACACCACAGUGUGUGCACCCACUAUUCCACCACCACUCAGGCAUGGCUUUUUUCUGUCUUGAAUAAUUUUUAUUAACCUUUGGGAAAGUUGUAAAUCCACCAUCAGAAAGGUGCAAAAUAUCAUACACAAGUUUUAUAUUGACUCUAGGUAUUUUAUAA